Messenger RNA from Ictidomys tridecemlineatus (thirteen-lined ground squirrel), 2265 nucleotides. It is a transcript of the gene Samd7, whose product is annotated as sterile alpha motif domain containing 7. The record is from RefSeq and is a predicted model, not a curated record. Gene Ontology annotation, cellular component: nucleus. Gene Ontology annotation, molecular function: chromatin binding; histone binding. Lineage: Eukaryota; Metazoa; Chordata; Mammalia; Rodentia; Sciuridae. Gene Ontology annotation, biological process: negative regulation of DNA-templated transcription.
UUAACAUCUUUUAGCCUAUCUGUAGAGGAUAUCAGAGGACAAAGUUUCUGUCAUGAAAUAGAACUGAUCAACUUAGUUGAAUUUAUAUUUAAAGCAAGCUUAACCUUCACUAAGAUAGUUUCAGAAACCUGUGUCAGCUGUGUUUUUCAGUCUGCCAUCUGAGAAGCUUCUGCAGUUGAAGGACAGAAAGUCUUCCGGUGGUGCUCCCAUCAGCAAUGCCCAAAACAAUCUUUAUAGCAGAUUAAAAAAGAAAGAAAGAAAGAAAGAAACCCCUGUGUGCUCUUGCAGCCAAUGGACCCUACAGAUCCUUGUAGAAAUAUUCCUAUGCCUGAUGGAUUUGGCACUGUGGAAGAAAGGCAUUUGUGGUUACCUGGUGGGACGACAUUACAAGAACUCCAUCAGAGGCAAGAGCUACUGAUGUCAAAUCCUAUGAUGGCUGUGAACCCCCUACUGACAGCAUCGGGGCAGCAGAGGAUUCCACUUGUUCCCUCACCAUUUGGACCUCCAAUUGUGGAUAGAGAUGUGUUGCCUCCCACUGUAGGUCCAACUGACCCAAGGCAGUUUUGUGUUCCUUCCCAUUUUGGAUCCUCUAUUCUACCCAAUGCAAAUAUGCCAAAUAUGUUGUCUAAUCGCAUCUACUCAGGUUGGAGCUUUUUGCCACCUGAGUCCAUAAGGGCAGUGAGCAGAAGAAAUGAAAUGAUCCGAAGGCCUCAUGCUGCCAGGGCAGAAAUGGAAAUGUAUUCUAAUUACCAGCAAAGGAAAUUGGAAAAAUUUAACCCAAAGGGACUAGGUGGUUUAGAGAUGCCAUUCCUCUAUGGUUCCAGUGUCCCACCUUGCCCAGCCAUCUACCAAGGCCAGAGCAUGCUCCCAGCCAGUGACCUGCAUUUUCACAGAAGUAACCUCAGAAACCUUCGGGGAAACCCUAUUCUGGUAGCAACUGGACCACACUUUAUAGAAAGCUGGGGGCAGAAAUAUUAUCGACUCAGGAGAGGUUCAGGGAAUCAGAAACCUCUUAACAGAGAUUCUGAGAGUUCCAAAAGUCAAGCAGAAGAAAAAGUCCUAAACCAGACACAUGCAAUUCCACACGAAGAGGAUGAGCAUGAAACAGACCCAGAAACUGAAAUAUGCAACAAUCAGAAGUCAAGCAAAACCAGUGACAAACCAGCUACAGCUGUCACCAACCCCUGUGGAGCACUCCAGCCCACUAAUAGAAAACCCCAAGGAGCUCAUGCUGCUCCCCUGGAGGUGAAGAUCUGGCAUGGUGGGAAGCAGAGGGCUUCAGAGCCAGGUGUUGAAGCCUGUGAUGGUGAAACAAACAGAAUUUGCCCUCCAGUUCCUCCACUGUCUCUGCCAGGAACACAUGCACUGGUUACAGUUGGGGAAAAUCUUUCUUUGGAUGAAGAUAUUCAGAAAUGGACCGUGGAUGAUGUACACAACUUCAUUAGAAGCCUUCCAGGUUGUUCAGACUGUGCUCAGGUAUUUAAAGAUCAUGCAAUUGAUGGAGAAACUUUGCCAUUACUCACAGAGGAGCAUCUUCGAGGUACCCUGGGAUUGAAGCUAGGGCCAGCACUAAAAAUUCAAUCACAGGUAUCUCAACAUGUGGGAAAAAUGUUCUACAAGAAAACUCUUUCACUUCCUACCCAUACAAGACAAGCAUUUGAUCAACCAGCAGAUACAUCUGCUCUUUUGGAUUUUAAUUCCUGGAGUGAUUUGAUGAACAUUCCUUGUCCCCAGGAUAUAAGGAUUCCUAAAAGAAUUGAGCAAGACAGUUCAAGAAAUUAAAAACCCUCAAAGAGCAAAGGGCAGUCUGAACCAGUUUUCCAAAGAAUCUAAGAUUCACCAAGGGUGUGUGAGAGCUUCCCAGGACCAGACAGAGGAUGAGAGAGAGGGAGCUUCUCACCGAGCUGUCUCAGGAGGUUUUGCCAGGACUGAAGUGAUACUACCUUUAAGGGGUUGGAGAAUUAUCCUUGGAAGAAAAGAACAAUUCUAAUUGUCUCCUAAUGAAGGAGAGAAUUCGCAAACAUGAAGAAAGCCACAGUUGGUUGUUUCUGUGAGAAAAUCUCUGAAUAAUCCAAAAGAGCAGAAAUGAAAAAGAGAGCUCCCCAUUUCCCAUCCUUGAGCCCUGAUAAAGACAGACUGAGAAAGGAGGUAGAAGAGGAAGGGAAAGGCUCAUGGUAGUGGAGGAGCUGACCACAAGACCCCCUCCUUCUUCUUUCAGGCCUGGCUGCAAGGGGAGGUAUUCUACACAAAAGUUCCAAGCCUGAC